Cylindrotheca closterium is the source of this 1261-nucleotide messenger RNA. The record is from the annotation of a GenBank genome assembly. Lineage: Eukaryota; Bacillariophyta; Bacillariophyceae; Bacillariales; Bacillariaceae.
CAAUGCUCCAAGCACCAAAAGUCUGAAGUAUGCAAUCCGAUCUGGUCUCAUCAAGAACUGUCCUAUCACCAAAGAAGCGAUCAAUCAUGCCGAAGCAAUCUUUGGACCUGACGCCUCUACAUUGAAAGGCAAGUCAACAAGACCAACUCCGAAGAAGACGUACGACGACUUCUUCAGUCCACCAGAGGAAUUUUAUCAGCACAAUCGAUCUAUUACCGUCUGUAUUGAUCACAUGGAGAUCGAGAAUGCUAAGUUUCUCACCUGCAUUGAUACCACUGUGUGUUAUCGCUCAUGUAUUCCCGUGCAGAACCUGAAGACUGACCCUGUAUUUGAAGCAUUGGAUAAGAUAUUCCGACACUACAACAAGGCAGGCUUUCAAGUCAAGAUCAUCAAGUGUGAUCGGGCGUUCAUUCCUCUCACGCAUGAUAUGCUAGACAAUAUGGGUGUUACUAUUGACCCAACUGCAGCUGGAGACCACGAGCCUACCGCUGAGCAAAACAAUAGGACGCUGAAAGAAAGAGUCAGAGUAGCUCUUGCACAAUUACCCUACAAAGUGGUCCCACAGGUGAUCACUGAAUGUCUUGGACGUCAAGUCGCGGAGCUAUUGAAUGUCUUUCCCCAGAAAGACAGUAUCUCAUCACAUUUCAGUCCGCAGCAACUUAUUGAUAAUGUCAAUAUCAACUACAAGAGUGACAUGGUUGCCGAACUUGGACAAUAUGUUCAUGCAAUUGGGACGGAUUCCAGCAAUAUGAUGGAACCCGGAAGUAUCGAAGCGAUUUACAUUGAACCUACGAAGGGACAACUUACAGGGCACCAAGGGCUCAACCUCAAUACUAAGAAGAUGAUUUCCCCACCCAAGGGCGUUGUACUACCCGUUACCAAUCAAGUAAUCCAGCGUGUUGAAGCUUGGGCUGCUGCCAAAGAAGAAGCCUUUGAUCAGGACUAUGAACCUGAAGAUGAAGAUGAACGUGAUUUCAACCUACAUGGACAAUUCGAUGAUAUCAAUGACUCCAAAAGAGAAGAGCUCUUGGCAGAUGCAGACAAUGAUGUCGAUGAUAUGGGAGAUUAUGACUAUGAAUCAGACGACGAUUGGGGUGAUGAAGGCAAUGAAGAGGAAGAACCUAUUGUGGCCGAUUUGGAUCACCAUCAAGAAAAUGUCGAUAGAGGAACCGAUGAUAUUGGGAGCCUUGUUACUGAUCUGGAGCACCUACAAGAACCGCCAGAAGAAGAGAUUGUAUUUGAGCCUGAAGAGCUCAAGUAG